UCCGAGGCUCCAACCCUCAACUUACAGCCCAAUCUACAUAGCUCUGUUCAUUAAUUCUCUCUCGCUCAGUUGCUCCAAUCAAGCUCAAGAUUGACAUCCACCCGAGAUGACCGAAAGGUUGGCCGCAAGAGGGAUCAUGAUAAACAAAUAUAAUUGGGAUGACGGUCCUGACCAUGAUGACGUAACAAAGAUAUAUAUAGGACUUGGAGAGAAAGGCAUACGUUAUAUUUAUUGUGACUAUGUCAAGAGUGGAAUACAGAAAGAAGGAUCAUUCCAUGGUUUGAUGUAUCGUGGUUGCACAAUGCACACAGAUGUUUGAGAUUGACCAUCUAAGAAAUGAACACCUAGAAUCUGUUGAUGGUUACUACGCUGAGCCUGUUGGUAUUACAGCACUUCAAUUCAAAACAAAUUUCAGGACUUCUGAACUCUUUGGAUUUAAAGAAAAGGGUACUAAGUUUACGCUGGCAGUCACAGGGAAGAAGAUAAUUGGACUUCACGGGUCUGAUCGUUCUCAUGUUUGCUCUCUUGGAGCAUAUUUAACUUGGAUCACUCCUAUAAGACUGGAUGAGAAAGGACGUAAGGGAGGCAAAGAGUGGGAUGAUGGAUCAGACCAUGACAAUGUAUCAAAGAUUCAUGUACGAGGUGGUUUUGAAGGCAUUCAGUUCAUCAAGUUUGACUAUGUCAAGGAUAGAAAAGUGCUAGAAAAUGGGUCCACCCAUGGUGUCUCUAGCAGAGGUUUCACACAGACAUUUGAGAUUAACCAUCGCAAUGACGAAUAUCUAGUAUCUGUGGAGGGUUACUACUACGAUGUGUCUGGAGUCAUUCAAGGACUUCAAUUCAAAACUAACAUGCAGACAUUUGAUAUUAUGGGGUAUGAAAAGGGUAGGAAGUUUACACUUGAAGCCAGUGGAUAUAAGAUAAUUGGGUUUCAUGGAUAUGCAGGGAAGAACCUAAACUCUCUUGGAGUAUAUUUCACAACUCAAACUCCUAAUAAAUUGAAAUGCCAAGGUCUAACUAAAGGUUUAUUCUGGGACGAUGGCUCUAAUAAUGAUGGCAUAAGAAAGGUCUACGUCGAUGAUACAAGGGACUGGAACAUAAAGUGUAUCAGGCUGGAGUACGUUAAUAACGGCAAAGUGGAAAAGACUCAUCGUCGGUAUUAUGUUGAAAACGAAAAAGAGUUUGUGCUGGACUAUCCAAAUGAACUGAUCACAUCUGUGGAAGGGACUAUGAGUACUGAUUCCGAUACGGAUAUUCGGUCGUUGACAAUCAAAACUGUAAGAGUUUUAACUUCUUGAACCGAUUGAGAAUGCUUAUCUUUUGUGUUUGUUAUUGUUUGUAGAAGAAGAAAAGAGAAGCAGAAAGAAGAGAAGACGACACACGAUUUACAAGUUCCCAAGGUCAAUGUGACCAAGUUACGUCUUGGUGAGCUUACAAACCAGCUCACAAGGUUUUAUAGAAUGUUGAUAACCGAUUACAAGGUAAACCCAAGAAGUAACACAUAGCCUAUAAAACCGA
Camelina sativa (false flax) is the source of this 1515-nucleotide messenger RNA. RefSeq names its product jacalin-related lectin 43-like. Gene Ontology annotation, molecular function: carbohydrate binding. NCBI's taxonomy places the organism in Eukaryota, Viridiplantae, Streptophyta, Magnoliopsida, Brassicales, Brassicaceae. The record is from RefSeq and is a predicted model, not a curated record.